AUGGUGCAUGGUAUCCCACAUACCGAGAAGCUUUUCAUAGGAGGAUAUUUCAACGGUCACAUUGGAGCGACGUCUGGGGGGUAUGAGGAUGUGCAUGGUGGCUUUGGUUUUGGAGAUAGAAACAGAGGAGGAACGUCUCUUCUAGACUUUGCUAGAGCAUUUGAUUUGGUGAUAGUAAACUCGAGUUUCCCGAAGAACAGGGAACACUUGGUCACCUUCCAGGGUUUGGUGGCCGAGACUCAUAUUGAUUAUUUACUCUGCAGGAAGUCCGAUAGAGGUCUUUGCACGGAUUGCAAGGUCAUACCGAGUGAGAACCUCUCGACCCUUCAUAGGCUCAUAGUCAUGGACCUUGAGAUUACGAGGAAGAGGAAGAAGAGGGUGAUGUAUAGCCAACAUAGGAUCAAGUAG
Nicotiana tabacum (common tobacco) is the source of this 408-nucleotide messenger RNA. The record is from RefSeq and is a predicted model, not a curated record. NCBI's taxonomy places the organism in Eukaryota, Viridiplantae, Streptophyta, Magnoliopsida, Solanales, Solanaceae.